Molecule: messenger RNA, 1461 nt
Organism: Antrostomus carolinensis (chuck-will's-widow)
Lineage: Eukaryota; Metazoa; Chordata; Aves; Caprimulgiformes; Caprimulgidae
Gene: FBXL2
Product: F-box and leucine rich repeat protein 2
Exons: 10
Coding region: 1-957 (318 amino acids)
Cellular component (GO): cytoplasm
Molecular function (GO): protein binding
Source: RefSeq, a predicted model, not a curated record
AUGGGUGCACAAAAAUCACUGACAGUGUGUCUGCUGUUUUGCAGCACGUGUUACAGUCUUAGCAGAUUCUGUUCCAAGCUGAAACAUCUGGAUCUGACAUCUUGUGUAGCCAUCACAAACAGCUCUUUGAAAGGCUUAAGUGAGGGUUGCAGAAAUCUGGAACAUUUGAAUCUUUCCUGGUGUGAUCAGAUUACGAAGGAUGGUAUUGAAGCACUGGUGAAAGGGUGUAGUGGACUAAAAGCUCUAUUUCUUAGAGGUUGCACACAGUUAGAAGAUGAAGCGUUGAAACACAUUCAAAAUCACUGUCAUGAACUUGUAAUCCUGAAUUUGCAAUCCUGUACACAAAUUUCAGAUGAAGGCAUUGUAAAAAUCUGUAGAGGAUGUCAUAGACUUCAGUCGCUCUGUGUUUCAGGCUGUAGCAACCUUACCGAUGCUUCUCUCACAGCACUGGGUCUAAACUGUCCAAGGCUGAAGAUUUUGGAAGCUGCAAGAUGUUCACAUCUUACAGAUGCUGGUUUUACCCUUUUAGCACGGAAUUGCCAUGAGCUGGAGAAGAUGGACUUGGAAGAAUGUGUCUUGAUAACUGACAGCACAUUGAUACAACUUUCCAUACACUGUCCUAAGCUACAAGCAUUGAGCUUAUCUCACUGUGAAUUAAUCACUGAUGAUGGGAUCCUUCAUCUGAGCAACAGUACGUGUGGUCACGAGAGGCUGCAGGUGUUGGAGCUUGAUAACUGUCUUCUCAUCACUGAUGUGACUCUGGAACACCUGGAGAACUGCCACAACUUGGAGAGAAUUGAGCUGUAUGACUGUCAGCAAGUCACGCGAGCUGGAAUCAAACGAAUCAGAGCUCAUCUACCUCACGUGAAGGUCCAUGCUUACUUUGCUCCAGUAACACCCCCUCCUUCGGUGGGAGGGAGCGGACAGCGCCUCUGCAGAUGCUGUAUUAUUCUCUGACAGUAAGUGCAACCACACAGCAAAGUUUGGUUGUUGCUGAAGAAGAGGACAGCAAGGCAGGGGAAGGAGUCUGUUUCCUGACAGUCCUAACGGUGGUGUUUGAUCAUCCAGUUUUGUGACAAGAAAAGCAUUUUUUUCCAGGUAAAAAAACCUUAACGUAACGUGCAGCUGUGGAUUAAGUUGGUGGUGCUUUGGUUUGUGUUAGUAACUCCUUCCUUCUGUUGGCAUGAGAACUGAAGUACUGUGUAAAAUGUGGGGGUGAUUCAGCCUAGCAGCUACUUGGGGAAAGUUCACGAAACUUGGAAGUCAAAUUUGCAUUUGUAAGCAGGGUUCAGUGUGAAGUUCUAACCUAAGGUGGGGCUCAAAUCCUUCACACCAAGGAACUGAACCUGCUGUUCUGUAAUAUACACGACAGAUUCAAUACCAGGUUUAAGGACAAAUCAGCUUGAGCAGAUGUUGACCAAAAAAAUGCAAGGUAAUCAUGAGCUCUUACAGCAAAACGGC